AUACUAUGAAAUAAAAACAUAAAAAGAAAUUCAUCAUCAAUAUUUGAGCAUGAUAAAUUAAUAUUCAUAGCAUAAUUAUAUAAAGUGUAUGACACAAUGUAUUCUUAUUUCAAAAUAUACUGUUUAUUAACAAAGAUUACAUUACGUUUCAUGAUACGUUUUUCAUUAAUGGAUUAUUAAAUAUCUUUCUGUAAAAUUAUGCAUUUAGUUUAUAAUCGUUAAAUAUUUAUAGUAUAAUUUAGUAGAUAAAAUUCGAACGUAUAAUUUAUUUUUUUAAUACAUUUGAUUGUAAUAGAUUUUAGAUUAACCUAGAAAUAAAUCGAUUAUUCAUACAUAAGAAAAUCACAAUAUAAAAGUAAACAAAGUCAACCUUCGAUUGUUUAUAUCGUUGUGUUUAGUAUCAGCUUACUGUUCAUUGUCUCGUAGUAAGUUCUCGAGUAAGCAUCGCAUUAGCUACGUUAGUUACGAAAGAGCAUUAAUUAAUCUGACUUUAUUAAAAAUCGAAUAUUUUUGGUUGAAAAUAAAUCAAUAGAUGAAAGAUAAUCUAUUGAUUAUUAUUCAUAACAAUUUUUAUCGAGCAAUUGGUAUUGCUUACGAUGUAAAUUUUUUCAUAUUAUUGUAGUACGACGUAAGCGCUACUAAGGUAAUCGUUGUUAUUUUUUAUCUCAUUUUAAUAUUCUUAAUAAUUUUACAGCUUCGAAUAUGCGUUUAAUAUUUAAUUUCGAUAUAUUAUUGAUACAAUUUUUUAUAGGUUAACUUUGAUUAGCUUUAUAUAGUUCGUCGAUGAUAUAGGAAGCGACAUUAGCCAGCUGAGUAAAAUUUCGUCGGUAAUUAAUCCAAACAAUAAAAAAAAUGUCUAUGUAAUAUUGUUUAGAUAUUUUAUAAUAGUUAUUCUACUAUAGUUAAUAAUUAAAAAAACAAUUAGAAUAUAUAUUACGUAUUCGAAAUAUUUUUAUAUAUCUUUUACCGACAGUAAGAAUAUCAAAGUAAGACGAAAAAAAAAUUCGAUACAAAAACUGUGCAUAGAUGGCACCUCUUGUAUUCGUUCACCUAUUGGAAUGUUUUAAUUUUUGUAUUGCGUAGUACAAGAAUUAGGGACUAGAUGUAAUUGUGAAGAUACGUAGUUAAUCUUUUGUUUCGAACGAUGUAUACAUACGCUCUCGAAGAAUGGACGCUCGGAUACUAAAAGGGAAUAUUUAUAUUUAUAUAUGUAUAUUCAUGCAGAGUACGUAUAAAAUUACAUAUUAUUUCACACUCAAUACGGGAUAUAUUGAAAAGUUGAUUAUUAUUAAAUUAUAUCAUGUUCUGUAAUUUAUCAAAAGAAACUUUAAUACUUUAACCUCUUAUAACAUUCGAACGUUUUUAUAAUUUUAUCACUGCAACUAAAAAUAUAUGGCGUGUAAGAAAAUAUUUCUAAGAGAAGUUUAAAAUAAAUUACGUUAUUUUGUUAAUCAAUCGAGCAUCAAUCGAAGUUUUUCGUUCAUGGAAAAGAAACGUGCUGGAACGUAAGGACUAAGAAAAAUCGAUUAAUACCGAUCGAAAAGGUAGACAACAAACAAUUUAACAAGAAAAUUAGACGCAUAUUUUUGUAUGUCGAGUUUAGUAAAGUUUCCGAUGAUUGAUGAAGUAUCUGUUAAGAAUGUCUCAAUCGAUGAUCAGGUUCUACUGUGCUUCAUUAUAAACAGCUACAGUGAGUCGACUCAACUCGGCUUUAUCUCGAAUCUAGAGGGUUAGCCUUGUUAGCAAGCUGAACUAUGGACUAUUACAUUUAUCGAAGUCGAUCCACCGAAAUCGAAAAAUGACGUACGGGCAGGCAGUGAUGGAUACUUUCGAAGGAAGGACCUCACACUGUCGAAGAUCGAACCGAAAUCUUGUCUGGUACCGAUCGCGAAGAGAUAAAAGAGGUAUUUAUGUGAAAAAUAAAAGAAAAAUGGCGGAUCGUCGAAGAAUCGGUCAUACGAUCGCGCGAGCUCGAGAGUCCAGAAUAAGCCCAAUGACCUUAGUCAGAGAGGUCUCUGACCGAUGGCAGAAGACGGCGACGAUGAUCGACGGUUUCACGAUCGCUCGCCCACCUCGAGCUUCCGUCUUCUUCCCAAGUUGCCGCGGCAACCCAUCAUCGUCGUUCACGAUCGGUAUUCCUCCAUGGAAAAAAAUUUGAGUGCGAACACGGCCGAUCAAUUUGCCCUAAAGAGCCGUUAAUUUUCGGUCGAUGCACUUCUACUCUUGGUUACUCGUUUGAAAAUCAUAUUGACGAUCUGUGAGAGAGUGAGUAUGAGAAAGAAGGAGAUAAAAAGAAAAAUGAGAAAAAAAUCAGAGAGAGAGAGAGAGAGAGAGAGAGAGAGAGAGAGAGAGAGAGAGAGAGAGAGAGAGAGAGAAAGAUCAGAGGAGGUCCUUGGCUGUAUAAGGCAGGGGCUGGUCCUCUUUAAUGAGCCAUAAUGGUCCAGCAAGUAUGCGUAAUCGUCGAUGAUGGCCAGGAGCACGAUCAGUUCGCAUUUUCCUUUAGGCACCUCCUGUUUCGUAUAGGUAUUCCUUGUAAGUAGGCAUGUACUUAUAUAUAAAGAUACAGGUAUAAAUACACUUAUAAAGAUAUACCUACGAGUCUGUGUAAGAGUAUAAAUAUUUUCAAGUAAUUUAAAAAAAUUAAUCGCGCUUGCCGAGCUUCGACACUUUUCAUUUUAAAUUCUCAAGAGGCUCGAUUUUUUGAAAAGAUUUUUCUCGAUCUCUUCACGGUUCAUUUUCGAGAGAGAGAGAGAGAGAGAGAGAGAAAUACACACAUACACAUACAUAUAUAUAUAUAUAUAUAUAGAAAGAGAGUAAAAUGAAUGCUCUUGCGACGAUCACGAAGCGCCUCCUCGUUUGUCCUGAGCUCGUUUAAACUUUACGUACCGCGUGCAAAUCCGUGCCACGAGCUCGUUUAUGUUGGCCCUUCCUUCACCUCUCUUUUUCUUUCUCUCUCUCUCUCUCUCUUUACCUGACCGUCGGUGUUCGGUUUAGCGAAUCAAUUUAAUCGGGCCGUCGGUCGUUCCAAGAAAAUCAUCGCCAGUGACCGGUUAUUUAAGAUACGGAGAUCGCGAAUAGUCAGUGGUUCUCAUCUUCUAAUUCGUUAGAAUCUUUCUCUUUAUCUUUCAGGCGGUCAUAAUAAAACAGCAAAGAUUAUAUCCGUAUGCAGAAUCAAAGAUAAUUGCUAUUUAAUAAUAUCUUUAUUCUAUUCUAUUUUCUUCUUAUUUGUUUAAAUAUUUUCUUAAUCUAAUUCUUUACUUUUUCUUUUUAUAUUAUUGUAUACACACAUAUUUCUAUUCAAUUUUAUGCCAUCACCAUUAUACAUUUUGGAUGUCAAAAGAUCCCUGCAAGUCGUCGUAACCGUUUAUAAUUUUUUUUUGUUCAAAUGUAUAGCUAGGUAUAUUCUACUUGAAACGAAGAAAAGAAGGAGAAAAAGAUGAAAGGACCGUCCAGUUUUCUUCGACACUAGGCUUUGGUCCUUUCUCAACGGGACACCAAAAUGGUCUUGUGCUUCCAUUAUAUCGGCAUUACAAACUUAUUAUAAUUGUAACGCCGUAAUCGAUACGCACCGUAGCGAACUCUCCCAGCAUUCAUUGUGAGAACAAUAUAUAGGUACAUAUAUGUCACCUAUAGCAAGAAAGGGGAGUUUCGAGAGCACAAAAACCUUUCUCGUUUUUCGAGCCACGACGAUUGUUCGUUGAUCGGCGAAUAAACGGGCUGAUUAAGUGCCACGCCACUUUGUGCGUAAUUCGAUCUAUGCUCUGGCGAACACUUUUCAAUUUGUCGCGGUAUUAUAAUCGAAUGCUAAAAAAACUAUAUGUUCUCUAUACGAUCUUAUCUACCAUUUUGAAUUUAAUUGAACGUUAGUUACAGUUGUAUAGUUUUUACUUUUCUUUUUUUCGAGUUUAUGUUCUUGUAUUUUGGUACCUAUUGUUUGUCAAAGAUACAACAAAGAUAUCGACGAAAGAUAGUACGCGACAUUAUUUUGUAAUUAGUUAUUAUUGUUUCUUAAUGAUAUCAUGUGAUAAAAAUCUCAGGGUUAACGUGAAGUAUAAUCGUCAAUGUUAGGAUAAUUAACUGUAUAAAAAAUGUUAUCGUGUAUAAUAUUAUAAAAUAUUUAUACAAGUGGAUAUAUAAGAAAAUUGAAAGCAUAGUGUGCGAAACGAAAGAGGAAUUGGUAAGGGGAGUAAAAUUUUCAAGAAAACGUCAGAAAGAUUCACGUUUCGUUUUCAAUCGUCGUACCGUCGCGAAGCUUCGACUUAAAAUCGACGCGUGGCGCAAACAAACGGUCUCGUUAAUCCGUGCCUCGAGCGUGAACAUACUCUCUCGAUCGAUCAGAAAUCCUUUGGUAAAAAAGUAUCGAAAAAUGUACGACUGUGGUUGAACAAUGCAUCCCCCUAUUUCAAUUUCAAUGGUCUUUCUGUUGAAACUUUUUUGUGUUCGAACUCAACGACAUUAUUCAGAAAAAAUGAUUGCCAGUCGAUUAGUCACGCGAAACGUUGAAAUGGUGUUGAGAAAUGGUGAGGGUAGGACUGACUUGUUCUUUCGAUAACAUACAAAAUACACGAUUCACCCUCUUUUAUUCGUCAACCGUUUAUGCGAAAAGUGGCGAAGCCAAAUGUGAUCUCGAAUAAAAUGAAACUGUAUAGGAAACGUUUUUGAGAUGUAUUGAAAGACAAGAAAAGAAAGAGAAAGAGAGAGAGAGAGAGACGGAUGGAUAGAUAGAAAGGAGAGAUGGGGCAAGAAACAGAAGAAAAGAGAGAGGGAAGAUACGAGAAGAAGUAAAGGAAGAAGCCGUUGAAAGAAGAAAAUAAAAGGAAAGAAAAGAGAAUGAAACGGGCGUGCUCGCUGCUCGCGCAUUGGUGCAGCGUCGCGCGCGAUGUGUACACAGUCGCCAUGUUGAACAUCCCCUCUUCGAGUACACACGUGGCCGAGGGCACCUACACACCUGCUCUCUCACUCGUUCGAGAGAGACGGUGUCGAUGCCGGCGAGGCAGCCUCCUCGGUAGGGCGAGAAAGCAAACUUCAGCAGCUCCGCCAUGUGGGCUGGUUUCUUGCAUGGAAAGGGUAGGGCUCGUUCGCGUGCGAACGAGGGAAGGGGGAGAGAAGCCGAGCCUCCAUCGAGUCCAAAUGAAGGCCGCGACACCUUCGGGGAAUUAGAUUAAGAAAAACGUCAUAUGUUUUACGUGUGUAUCAUGAAAUCGAGUAUACUGCUGAGAGUAGAUGAUAUCAGCUUUGAGCGAAUUAGUAUUUUUUUAAUUUUCUUUUAAUCCAAUCUACAUAUAUGAUGAUGUGAUAAGAAAUAUAUUUUAGAUCAUGACCAAGUAUACGCAUUAAUAUCUAUGUUAUACGAUGAAUGGAAAAAAAAGGACUAUUCUAUCUUUUAUUCUAUUUCAUUGAAAACAAAUCUCGUUUCGAUGAUGUAUACGUAUUAGUUUAACAAAUUUUAUUACUUAUAAGUGAUAUUGGUGAUCCAUCAGUUUCUUCUUACUUGUGAUAAUUAAUAUGAAUCUUACGAGAUAAUAUUAAACGUAGCUAUGCGCUUAGUUGAUCGUUAUCUAUGUAUCACUUUAAUGCUCGCAUCCGUUCUGUCGUAACGCCUUGUUAUUGAUCUGAACUUUUGAAAGCUUAGGUUGGUAAGACACAUAAGUGUAAUACGUACAUAUACCUAGACACAGUUAGUCGAGUCGAUUUCUAAGAUAUUACGGUAGGUUCGAUAAAUAUUGUGACAGAACAAGCGACAGUAUAGACGUCUUAAUUAUAUAAUUACACCGAUCGAAUUACGGGCUUCGUAUCUUUCCACCGUUACGUUCUUGAUAAUUAUUACCGAUUUGCUUCGAGCACUGAUAUGUCCGCCAAUUACGUAUAGGUAUAUCUACUAUACCUACUCGAUCUGGAAUUUCAGCAGCGGUAAAUGCUUUUAAUGCGAGAUAAGUAAAAAGGAAAAAAAACAUAAGAGUAAUUUUUUCAGAGACAAGUAAUUCGCAAAGGCCAAUUUACAAUAUGUCCGAGUGUUAAUAAGCCACCAAACGACAGCCUGUCUCGAUCAGUUCUGUAACGUGAAAAUUUGAUAUAAUUUAAGCCUUGCGCAAGUAACACAAUUCAUUAGCCACUUAUUGAAACUUCGGUAAAAAAAUCUUUAUGAAAUUAGCCUUUGCAAAAGGGUUUCAUAAGUGGUCGUCCUCGAAAUCUUUUUAUACAAAUCCUUGGACUGCCAGCGUGUUUCGAAGUAUUCAGAAUGCGAUUCUUAAGUACAUCCCAAAGGAAUUUGGCUUAAACGUGUCUUCUUAUUCCAUUCUCUGCAGGUAGUAUAAAAGAAAAGGAAAAUGAAGAGAAAAAGAUGGAAAGAGAGAUAGAAAGAGAUAGAGAGAAAAACGUGCGAUAUCGUUCAUCUCGUUGUUGAGAGAGAAAAAAAAAGUGGAAUAGGAGAAAAAGGAUAAAGAAAUGGAAGCCAACUGCAAGAGAAGAGAAAGCAUAGAGUAAGAGUAAGAGUAAGAGUAAAAGAGAGAGAGAAAGAAAGAGAGAGAGAGAGAGAGAGAGAGAGAGAGAGAAGGAGGCAGACGUAUUAAUUAAACGGCUCAUUUUCAUCGUAGGACAAAAACGCGAGUUUAACGCCCAUCGUCGACUAAAUGCGUUGCCCCACUCGUUGCAGCAUCCACGUAGCGGGCGAGAAAUCGAGGUAGCUUUAGUCCGAACAUUCAGGAACAGACCAAUCACGUUAUAGUAGGGAUACGCCUCAACAUCGGCCUCGGUACCACGUAGAAACGCCCAUUCGUGGUCGUUGCUCUCCCCCACUAAGUCUUGGAGUCAGGAACAAGUGAAAAAGUGGGGAUACGCGUUAACUUGCUUCUCGUUCCCCCACCACCGAGCGGGAGCGCCUCGUUUAGCCUGUAAUUUGCUCAAACACUAGCAAGCUCUCGUGCCAGAAGCAUCAUCCGUCAGAGAGCGCGUAGAGAAAGAAAGAGAGAAAGAGAGUAGUAACGACGGUUUACACGCGACUUUCAAACAAGUAAAAUGUUGACGUCCUCGUCGAGACCUACCAAGUGAUCGUUCUAUUAAUAAUAAAAAACGCUCGACGAGGACAACGAGUCGGCGCGCUCGUGCGCGCCCCAAUCGUGACAGUGUGUAGUGACAGACCUCGAUCGUUUAGUGUGUCGUGGCGUGGUUAAACGACAAAGGAAGAAAAAACGAGAGAAAAAAGGAAGGAGGACGCGACUUUAGUGUGAUUACGAUUUCAGUGUGCGACGCGCAGUGUUCGGACGAUGUGCUUCAGAGAUGAUUGGGAGAUUUUGAAGGUGAGCCGUUAGGCCUCGAGGCAAGAUUUGCCUAGGAUUUUACAAAAGAGAGGAUUCGCUCCGAGUUUCUUUUUCUUUCUCUUUCUCUCUCUCUCUCUCUCUCUCUCUCUCUCUCUCUCUACCUACCUCUUACCCUUCCUCCCCUUCUUUCCCUUUCUCUCUAUCUAUCUUUUUAUUUCUCAGUCUUUCUAUCUCUCAAUUUCCAUUUCGCGAGUGUUUACGAGUCUCGGACGAGGUUCGAUCACGCGCGUUUCGAGUCGAAGGGAUGCAGCGAACCUGAUUCCGACGAUCCACUUGGAGCGAGCAGGAGGUAGUUUUCGUUAGGUCGUUGCCAAAGUGGGGAAUCCUUCGGUGAGGCGUACGAUAAUCGUACGAUGAUGCCGCUCGCGCCGACGCCAAUCGUUCCGGUGCCCUCGAAGCCAAAGAUCGGCUUCAGCAUCGACUCGAUCGUCGGUGGCGGAGGUGGUGGAGGUGGCGGUGGUGCCGGUACUGGCGGCGGUGCUGGCGUACAGGCUGGCCGAGUCAUCGAGGAUCGGAUCACUGGGAAAGAUCGUUUGGAGCCUCGAGUCGAGAUCGAGCGAGAUGACGGUAGUCCGAUGGAGCUCGUCGAGGCUUCCUCAUCGCCAAAGUCACGUCGUAUCGCGACGAGAUCACCCGGUGCUCAUUCCGAAGGUUCCGAUCGACCUGUCUCUCGUAGUUCCUCCGUCGAGUCGUACACGAAUAAUCCGCGAAGGACACCGUCCCACGCGACCACCGGCAAUAAUAACAAUCAUCACCAUCAUCAUCACCACCACCAUCACGCGAAUCAUCACGGACAUCACCAUCAUCAUCAUCAUCAUCAUCUCGGUGGCAGCAAUCAGUUGGAUUUUGGUAAGAGUACCGUUCUCAGUCACAGCGGUGGCUCAACUCCGAACGACAGUCCGAGUCCACCUCAUAGGAUAGCCGGACACGGUGAUUCACCUGUAGGAUCUCAUCCUCAACCACCUCCCGGUGUCGUGAGGCCAAGUCCAAACUACCUGGCACCACCGCCCGGUGCCGUUACGGCUGCAGCAGCCGUCGCAGCCGAACAGUUAAAGUCUCUUUAUGGUAUACCACCUGGACACGGACCGACGGCACCUCAGACCGGCCAGAACGAAUAUCAUACGCAACAGCUCGCGCUAGCUGCUAACCUUGCUGCCGCCCAGCAUUUCCAAGCGGCAAAUCUCGCGGUUGCUCUUCAAGCGCAUCAUGGUGCCUCUCCACACGCACCACCUCAUGGACCUUACCCGCACGGUGCCGCACCAGCUGGACCACAUCCUCCGCCUCAUACUCAUCAACCAGCGAGAGACAGUUAUCCUCUUUAUCCGUGGCUACUCUCUAGGCAUGGCAGAAUCUUCCCUCACAGAUUUGCAGCUGGUCCCGACAUACCUGGCUUCCUUCUGCAACCCUUCAGGAAACCGAAAAGAAUAAGGACUGCGUUUAGUCCGAGUCAACUGUUAAAGCUGGAACACGCCUUCGAGAAAAAUCAUUAUGUUGUCGGGGCGGAAAGGAAGCAGCUAGCGCAGGCGCUAUCGUUAACUGAAACACAGGUGAAGGUAUGGUUCCAAAAUCGACGAACGAAACAUAAGAGAAUGCAGCAAGAGGAGGAAGCAAAGGCGCAACAGCAAUCGGGCGGUGGUGGGGGUGGAGGUGGUGGUGGUGGUGGUGGUGGUGGUGGUGGUGGUGGUGGUGGUGGUGGUAAUGCAAAUAGCAAUGGUAAUAAUAAAAACACCCAUCACGUGAGCAAAUGGCAACAAGAGACGGGUGAUUAUCAUCACGAAGAUGAAGAGGAAGAGGAACAGAUCGAUCCCGAGGCUGAGGAGUGUUCGAGCGAUUCUGAAGCGUAGCUAGACGUUCUCUGCCUGGACUAAGUUUCCAGGAGUACUAUGUUCUGCUAGAAAAUACGACGUAUUUGAACGUCCUUGAGGAAUUUCCUUGAGAACGAAUUCUUCAUGAAGAAGAAUAUGGCUGUUCGUUCGUCUUAUUAAAGAAUGAUAACGGGUCAAAGAUUAUCAUGAUAUCUUGACGAAUCGAUUAAUCGAAUUUGAGGAUCUUUGUUAAGAAGAAGAAGAAGAAGAAGAAGAAGAAGAAGAAGAAGAAGAAGAAGAAGAAGAAGAAGAAGAAGAAGAAGCAGUAAAAGAAGAUUGGAUGUUUAUGGUCGUACUAUGUAGAGGAUUAGAAAGACACGCGACUUCUCGCGAGAUGGAAGAAAACGAGAAACGCUAAAAGAGAAGAGGGUUGAAAUCGGGCCGGGUCGGAAGUCGACUAAUGGAGGUAUUGUUCGCGAUGGCCGCCGAGGUUAAAUGGAGAUACUUCCGUCGCCGGAAGAAACGGACUGGACGAACGCUCGAGGGAAUCACAAGAGAUCGAACAUCUUUUGUCCGUUGAGAAACCUCUCUAAGGGCUGCUGCGGAGUAAUCGUGAGGAUCGAGAUCGAUUUUCUCGUGAUCGUUCAUCCUAUUUUUCGAUUCAGUCGUACUCUUUUCUUUUUUUGUUUUCUUUCCUUGUUUCUUUUUUUUUUUUUGUCUCAAGAACAUUUUCUUUCAAACACGUUAGACUGAGGAUUCAGAAGUAGGAAAAAAAGAAAAUUUCCGUAAGUUAAAAAUUUUCUAAUAUACGGAUUAUAUUUUCAUAAUGAUCAUGUUAAUGUCAUGAUGAUUAAAUUUCUUCGAUCAUCAGCAGCCCACAGUCGUCUUGCCAUAAUUAAUGCGCCAUAAAGACGAGACGAGACGAGACGGGACGAGACAAGACGAGACGAGACGUCGCAAGUGUGUGUAAAUAGAAAGGUGUAAAAGACGAUUUUUCGAUAACGAUCGAUCUCGUCCGAUCGAUCGAAAUUACGUGUAUAUAGACGAAUACAAGAACGAUAAAGCUAGUGCCAAACGUCGUAAUACUUAAGAAGAGAGAAAGAGAAAGAGAGAGAGAGGGAGAGAGAGAGAGAGAGAGAGAGAGAGAGAGACACAGUGUAAACUAAAAAAAAAAACACACACACACAAGACGUAUUCAAAAAGUCGUAUCUUAGGUCGUUGUUCUACGAACGAGCAGUAUUCCUUUCGUCAAUCGAUGUAUCGAAAAUAUACCGGCGAUUUAAAUUAUUAUGGACGAUACUUAUAAAACUAUAUUUUGCAUCACGACUCUCGGCUAAAGUUUUUCGUUACGUUGGAUUGCUUUAGUUAAAAUUAAUGAAGAAUCUUGUAGCGCGAAGAUUAGCGAACUCGUGCCAGUUUUUUAUUUUAAAUAAUACAAAAAAAGAAAAAGAGAGAUAGAGAUAGAAUGAGAUAGAAAGAGAGAGAGAGAGAGAGAGAGAGAGAGAGAAAAAGAUUGGAAGUUCUGAUCUCAAUGACAAUUCGAAUGUAAAUAGUCGAAAUAUUCUUUUCAAACGCAGAUUCGUUCUUUUCGUCCUUUUGAUAAGACACAAAGAAAAAAGAAAUAAACAAAAGUAGAAAAAAGAGAGAUAUAAACGAAUCUUUUGCUUUUCGUCGAAAAAAAAAGGAAAAACAAAAAGUAAAGAAUAAUUCGCUUUUCGCCGAAGGUCGUGUAGUAAAAUAUGUCCCAUACUAAAUGUAAAUAAUCUUGUAAAUAAGAAAUUGUGAUUUUAUUUGUCGUACGAAGACAUAGAAUUGUACGAUCGUCCCGAAGAUUCAGUUCGUGCUUUAACGAUAUAGCGAAAUAAAUUAUAUCGACGCAAUCAACGAUAACGAUA
Molecule: messenger RNA, 11016 nt
Organism: Vespula vulgaris
Lineage: Eukaryota; Metazoa; Arthropoda; Insecta; Hymenoptera; Vespidae
Product: homeotic protein empty spiracles-like
Exons: 5
Coding region: 7670-9160 (496 amino acids)
Biological process (GO): central nervous system development; neuron differentiation; brain development
Molecular function (GO): DNA-binding transcription factor activity, RNA polymerase II-specific; DNA binding
Source: RefSeq, a predicted model, not a curated record